AUGGUUUUCAAGUUUUGUUUGUUUUGGUGGUGCGUCUUCGUGUUUGCCGUCAUGGCGGUCUACAUUGCGGAUCACCUCCUGUACCGAAAGUUCGGUCCGGCAAAGGUAGUCUGGAAAGCUGACCAUUCGUUCAAAGGGGCAUCGCGCGAAGAGUUUUGGGCGCAGUUCACAGAUCCGUCGCGGUGGUCGCCGGAGCACCCGGUACUGCAGACAGCCGAUGUUAGCAUGGUCCUCUGCGAGCAAAGCGGGUCACAGGAGAAGAGCUCUCCGGAGGCGGAGGCCGAGGAUGUCGCCGAAGAUGUCGCGGAGGAGGUGCCCUUCGCGAAUCCGAAGCGGAAGCUCGAAGCUGUCCAGCUUGGCCCCCUGAAGCCAGGCUUGGGCAUGGUACUUAGACACAAGGCCGAGAGCGAAAGCUCGGGCUCUUUCUUCUGCACAAGAGAGUGCAAGCAGCUGGAGGAGCCUGUUGAGGGACCUUUCCGGCUGGUCAUGCAGACGCUGGAGGCAGGAUUGGGCUACCCUUUCCUGGACGAUUCCGAGAUCUCAGAGGUUGAGAUCUUUCCCCCCUCGGAAGAUGGAACCAUCAGAUGCAAAAUGACCGGAGUGGCAGAAGUCACCUCUCGCAUCUUCAGAUGGUGGUCGGGCUUGCAGAAGGACUCGCAAGAGGCGGCUGCCGCGUUCAUGCAAUCGAUUCAAAACGAGGUUGCCGCACCGAAAGUCAGGAGCAAAGACCUCUCUCAGCAAUGA
Molecule: messenger RNA, 744 nt
Organism: Symbiodinium natans
Lineage: Eukaryota; Dinophyceae; Suessiales; Symbiodiniaceae
Source: the annotation of a GenBank genome assembly